Messenger RNA from Neoarius graeffei (lesser salmon catfish), 2374 nucleotides. RefSeq names its product programmed cell death 4b (gene pdcd4b). Lineage: Eukaryota; Metazoa; Chordata; Actinopteri; Siluriformes; Ariidae. The coding region runs from base 268 to 1680 and encodes 470 amino acids. The transcript is spliced from 12 exons. The record is from RefSeq and is a predicted model, not a curated record. Gene Ontology annotation, biological process: negative regulation of DNA-templated transcription. Gene Ontology annotation, cellular component: cytosol; nucleus.
UUUGGGUUGCGGAUUUGGUGCGAGCUCCUGCUGCUUGUGUACAUAACAAACCAGUUCGGCUAAAACGGAAGCGACGUUGCAGGAUUUAAGCACUAAAUUAUAUUCUGAAGCGAAAUAACUGGUUUUGUUUGUUAAAUGUGUGUUUAAUUUGACCUGUAAUCAUCUCACUGUGGCGUUUUGAAGAAGCUGCGCCUUGGUGUGAGGACCUGGAGCUCGCGCUGAAAGUCUUAUAAACAGCUGUUUUUGCCUGCACCAAGUGUUGAAGUCAUGGCAGCGGACUGUGAGGCCUGGCUGAAAGCCAACCCCGUCGAAGCGGACGAUCUGAGUGACUCGUAUCAGUCGGGCGGCGAGGAAAACGGCCUCGGGUCCAGAGGCAAGAACGAGAUCAACGGAAACUGGGUUCCGGCACCAGUGGGAACCGUACACGAGGCUCGGCUCAAGGCCAGGGCCAAGCGGCGCCUCCGUAAGAACUCGUCCAGAGACUCUGGCCGGGGGGAUUCUCUGAGCGAGAACGGGGACGCGUCCCGCUCCACCGCACCCCCCACCAGCCCCAAAGGCAAGGUGUUGGACCGCAGAUCACGCCUGGGCAAAGGGAGGGGCCUGCCAAAGAAAGGUGGUGCUGGUGGUAAAGGUGUGUGGGGAACACCAGGAGAGGUGUAUGAUGAGGAAGAGGUUGAUGUCCGGGACCCCAAUUAUGAUGAGGAUCAGGAGAACUGUGUGUACGAGACGGUGGUGCUGCCACUGGAUGAGGACAACUUCACUCAAACGGUCACGCCCAUCGUACAGGAGUACUUUGAGCACGGAGACGCCAAUGAAGUAGCGGAGUUAUUAGGCGAGUUAAAUCUGGGCUCCAUGCGUAGUGAUGUCCCGCUUCUGGCUGUGUCCUUGGCGUUGGAGGCCAAAGCGAGUCAGAGAGAGCUCACGUCCCUUCUGCUGUCACGCCUGUGCGGCAGAAUCCUCAGCCGCUCCGACAUCGAAGCCUCCUUCCACAAGCUGCUGAAAGAGCUGCCUGACCUGGUGUUGGACACGCCCACAGCGCCACAGCUGGUUGGUCAGUUCAUUGCCAGAGCUGUAACAGAUCAGAUUCUGUCCAAGAGCUACAUCGAUGGCUAUAAAGGAAGAGUGGACUGUGAACAUGCCAGGGCUGCUCUGGACCGUGCUGCCGUACUGCUCAAGAUGAGCAAGGAGGCGGGCCUUAAGAUGGAUAACCUCUGGGGCUCAGGGGGAGGACAGAGACCUGUCAAUCAACUCAUCAAAGAGGUAAACCUGCUGCUGAAGGAGUACGUGCUCUCAGGGGAUACGGCGGAGGCGGAACGGUGUUUGAAGGAGCUCGAAGUGCCGCACUUCCAUCAUGAGUUUGUCUACGAGGCGAUCGUGAUGGUUCUGGAAUCCAAAGGCGACACGACGCUUCAAAUGAUCCUGAAGCUGCUGAAAUCUCUCUUUGACUCUUCAGUCAUCACUCUGGACCAGAUGAGAAGGGGUUAUGAGAGAGUGUAUAUGGAUAUUGCAGAUAUUAACAUCGACGUGCCGUGUGCGUAUUCUCUACUGGAGCACUUUGUGGAUAAGAGCUUUAGUACUGGAGUCAUUGACAAAAAACUCAGAGACUUGUGUCCAUGUCGAGGAAGAAAGAGGUUUGUCAGUGAAGGAGAUGGCGGACUUCUCAAACUUGAAACCUACUGAGUCCACGACUUCCCGUGUCCACCUUCUCUGCCAUGUUUGAGGAAACUAGUGCAACUUGUCUGAAAACUGCAUACGUCUGUGUAUCCUACAGGUUUAGGUCUAUAUCUCCCUCCUGACAAGAACGUAGGGCUUACGCAAAGGAACGUAGCUAUGGAAUAACCCCCACGCACACCUGUUUAAGGUGACUAGAUAAGCUAAAACUUUGAAAAAGUGUCACGGUUUGAAAUGACGGCAUCAUUCCAGGUUUUGUAUUUUUCAGUUCACUGCCACUUGGCACGUUUCACUGGCUGUCCGGUUAGCAGGAUAACUUGAGCCAGAUGUGCUUUAACCGGUCUUAAUUUAUCCAGCCUGUAUAAUCUGCUUUGCAAAUUCCACUUUACAAACUGUCUCUCUACUUUUACAGUGUUUAUAGAGUUGGUAGGUUUGUUUGAAACCUUUUCAUGUUGGUUCCAACUCUCUCUUAUCUUCCUGAAGCUUGCUGCUUGUGUUUCCCUGCUCAGUCUAACGGACAUCAGUACUGGAUGCAACUGACAACAAAAUGGCAAUACAUGACACAAAUGUGAACCAAUCAGGAUUAUUUCCGCACGUUGUCAAAUUAUUUUUAUAUUUUCCGAACAGUGACAUGGGCAUAUUUACCAAAUGUUUUUCGUUAUUUCUUGAAAAUGGGUAAGAAAUAAAGAUUAAAGUAAGUUUG